Messenger RNA from Macrobrachium nipponense, 1034 nucleotides. RefSeq names its product gem-associated protein 2-like (gene Gem2). The transcript has 7 exons. Lineage: Eukaryota; Metazoa; Arthropoda; Malacostraca; Decapoda; Palaemonidae. Gene Ontology annotation, cellular component: spliceosomal complex; SMN complex; nucleus. The coding region runs from base 175 to 951 and encodes 258 amino acids. The record is from RefSeq and is a predicted model, not a curated record. Gene Ontology annotation, biological process: spliceosomal complex assembly; spliceosomal snRNP assembly.
AUAAGUGUAUUCUUUGCAAAACCAACAAAUCUCGUUUUCCCGUAGACGCUAUAGCUAAUGUCCCUGACAUAUUCAUUCUUAAUAAAUUUUCAGCGCGUUUACGAGAUUAUUUAACGGUUUUUGAACGAACCCUAGGAUCUGAGCUUGCUUAAGCACAGAGUUCUUCUUACAACCAUGAAUGACAAUGACGGUGGGGAUGAUAAUCUUUUAUCACAGGCUUUUGCAGUAAGUAAAGUGCCAGACAAUUAUGACCCAUCAGUACCACCAGCAUCAGCAGAAGAGUAUCUUCAGCAUGUAGUAUGGGAGGCUCGUCAGUGCAAAGAAGUAGUAACAGUUGAUGUUGACAGAAAGAAACUUAAAAAGUUAGGAGCAGUAGUUAAGAAACCAGUGAAAGAAAAUGCCCCUGUCGGAUAUGCUCCGUCUGCACAAACUCAGAAGGACUUACUAUCAGCAUUUUCUAAGUUACGCACGCAAAUUGCUACAAUGAGAGCUUCAGAAGAGGUUCCAAAUGCUCCAGUUCCUUUGCCUGGUAUUAAAAAGAGGGAAGAAUGGUGCAAGUUUUGUUUUGGAAAUAGUUUCCAACUUGCUUUGUUGAACAAAGCUGGCAGCACCACUCCAAAACCAGAAUUGAUAGAAGGUCAUCAGCCUCUUCUCAGUAUUGUCUUGAAUAUAAAGCAGAGAGGUAUUGAAAAUCUCUUAGAAUGGCAUGCCCAGUGGCUAGAAGUGCUUGGAUUUUCAAAGCCUCAAGGUCAAUGGUUUUAUGCUCUUCUAGCUUGCCUUGAAAAGCCUGUUACACCAGAGAGUUGUUCUCAGAUUCGUCACAUUGCUAGAAUGUGUGCAAAAAUAAGAGCAUCGCUGGAUUCUGCUGAUCAUCCUGAUUUACCACAGCUCAAUGUUAUAAUCUGCAUUGUCGCUAGGUAUUUCAGUCAAGAGGAUCUUGCUGAUGGAUGAGAUUCGUAUGAUGUGAUGUGAAGUUCUGUAUUAGGAUUAGUGAUUACAGUAUGUUAUCAAUGUAAUAAAAAAUUUUCUGAUUA